Messenger RNA from Ictidomys tridecemlineatus (thirteen-lined ground squirrel), 2641 nucleotides. NCBI's taxonomy places the organism in Eukaryota, Metazoa, Chordata, Mammalia, Rodentia, Sciuridae. The record is from RefSeq and is a predicted model, not a curated record.
CACUCACCCACCCUCCUCCAGCACACCCACCAUGGCCACCUCCACCAUGUCCCUCUGCUCCAGCGACCUGAGCUAUGGCAGCCGCGUCUGCCAGCCCGGCUCCUGCGAUUCCUGCCCCGACUCCUCCUGGCAGGUGGACGACUGCCCAGAGAGCUGCUGCGAGCCCCCCUGCUGCGCCCCCAGCUGCUGCGCCCCAGCCCCCUGCCUGUCCCUCCUCUGCACCCCAGUGUCCAGACCCUGCUGCCAAUCAAUCUGCACCAGCUCCUGCACCCCCUCCUGCUGCCAGCAGUCUAGCUGCCAGUCUGAUUGCUGCAGCUGCUCCCCCUGCCAGCCAUCCUGCUGUGUGUCCCUCUGCUGCAAGCCCGUGUGCUGCAAGCCUGUAUGCUGCAAGCCCGUGUGCUGUGUGCCCCUCUGCUCUGAGGCUUCCUCCUCCUGCUGCCAGCAGUCUAGCUGUGAGCCCUCUUGCUGCUCCUCUUCCCCCUGCCAGCAGUCCUGCUGUGAGCCCUCUUGCUGCUCAUCCUCCCCCUGCCAGCAGUCCUGCUGUGUGUCCCUCUACUGCAAGCCCAUCUGCUGCAAGCCCGUCUGCUGUGUGCCCAUCUGCUCUGGAGCCUCCUCCUCCUGCUGCCAGCAGUCUAGCUGCCAGUCUGACUGCUGCAGCUCCUCCCCCUGCCAGCCGUCCUGCUGCGUGCCCGUCUGCUGCAAGCCCGUCUGCUGCUACAGACCCUCCUCCUGCGUGUCCCUGCUCUGCCGCCCCGUGUGCAGACCCGCCUGCUGCGUGCCCGUCUCCUCCUGCUGUGCCUCCUCCUGCCAGCCCAGCUGCUGCCGCCCAGCCUCCUGCGUGUCCCUGCUCUGCCGCCCCACCUGCUGCCGCCCGGCCUGCUGUGGUGUCUCCUUGGGCCAGAGGUCCUGCUGCUGACCGGCCAUGUCCCCAGGGCCAGCGGGCUCAGGCCCCUCCAUAGCAGGGCCCCUCACCACCCGCAGUCUGCCCCUGAGCAGGGUGAGGUGACUGGACAGCCCAGGACAGGUCUUCCCUGUGUCCACGCACUGACCUGACUCCCCGAGUCACACCUGCCGUCUGGGUCACCGGCCUUGUCCUCCCCCUCUCAGCUCCUCUUGGGCUCAAUAAACUCACUGACCACCCAAGUCUUCCUCUCCUGCUGUGGACACAGGGUGGGAGCAGACUCGUGCUCUAGGGGAGCCUAGGAGGGUGACUCGAGCUGGAGAUGGUGAGGGACGGUGUCUGGCUGCUCCGAGGUGGUCACCAGUGGGUCACCACGCCAGAAAGGCUGGGUCCUGCCCCAUCCUCAAGCCUGCGGCCUCCUGAGGCUGCUCGCCCCCCACGUGCCCUGGGGUCCUGUGCAGUCCCCGCCCACUGCCCCCCCAGGCCAGCCCACCCUGUAGAGUCCCCCACUGGGAAGCGCCCCAGGGCCCUAUCUGCCUGGCAGACGUGCGCUGGGAACGGGCUGGCCGCCAUGUUCCCGGGAGGUCAUUGCUCAGUGGCCGCAGUGGGUUACUGAGCUGGGGUGGGUAGGGACACACCAGGUCCCCUGCAGCUCGGGCACUCUGUCCCCCGGGAGCCUGGGGCUCUGCAUGAGGGCAGCACAGGCCAUUCUGUGGACAGUAGCCCCUCCUCUUGCCGGGACAACAUUGGACAACAGAUGAGGGCACUGUGGACAGCACCUGGCCAGUACCCAGAGUUCUCCAGGAGAAGUUUGUUGAGGGGCUGUGGCAGCUGCUGGGACUGUCACUGCCCAUACAGCAUUGUCUCCAGCAUGUCCAAGACGACAUGCUGCCCCUCAGGCUCCCCGCCCACUGUGGCCUCCACUGGGCCUUCCUUCUGCAGACCAUCGUGCACCCCAGGGGCUGGUCUGGAACCUACAGAGGGAGCCCCACUGCCCACCAGCUGCGCACGAUGCCCUCCACCCGCUGACCAGGCCUCUGCCGUCCUGUCGUGUUUGGAAUUGGCUUUGGGGGGGGGACAGGCUAGUGUGAGCCCAGUGGUCCUCUCGGGGCAGUCGAUGAGUUUGGAGGGGCCCGCCCUGCAGCCCACCUGGGUCUGGACGGAGCACUGGGGUCCCUUUCCUAGUGCCCUUGGCUGUGCUGCCGGGGGCUGUCACUGUCACCUGUUACCAAGACACCAGGAGGAGGCAGGUGUCCUCUGUGCCUGGCGGCUCCUGGCUCCCUGUCAUGCACGUCUGUGGCCGACCCCCUCCACGCUGCCCAGUGGGGCUCUGUUGCCUGGACCCAAUGUGGACCCAGGCUCCUGCUGCCACCCCUGGGCGUCUCCAGGUCUCAGGGACGAGCAAGAGCGCUCCAGGGACCCGGGUCCUGGGUUGCGUGGGAACAGGUGUCCUGUGCCCUGGGUCAGUGCCCGCCCAGGGCUGCGCGGUGCUCCCUCCCCUCAGCCAGGGCCGAGCCAGUCCUCACCCCGUGCCCUCAGCACCUGGGCUUGGGCAUGGCGGCACCCAUGUCCCCUAGCGGCUGAGCGUGGGGCGUCCCCUCGUGUCUGUCACACCGUGGUUCUACAGUGAGAGUCGAUUCACACCUUCUGCCCGGGUUUCUUCAAUCAGGUCGUUAGUGUCCUUAUGAUUAAUGUGCCAGUGUUCUUUACAUAUUCUGUGUGUGUGUGUGAGUGUGUGAG